UCCUCCUCCUCCCUCUCCGGCAGCGGGUGUAAAGGUCGCUCCGUCGCCCUGUCGCCCUAUCGGGCCGGCAGCCCCCCUAUAUCCCCUAAAAACCCCCAAAACCCCCGCAAGCUGCCGGCCCCAUGCCCCGCGCCUAGCGCUGCCCAUGCCCGGCCAUGUCCGCAGCUCAGCUCUACACCAAGUACACCAGGGUUUGGAUUCCUGACCCCGACGAAGUUUGGAAAUCGGCCGAAAUUAUCAAGGAUUACAAAGAGGGAGAUAAAAGCCUCCAGCUGAAGCUUGAAGAUGAAACUCUCUACGAGUACCCCAUUGACCUCCAAGGCAACGAGCUGCCUUUCCUCCGCAACCCCGAUAUCCUGGUGGGAGAGAAUGACCUGACGGCCCUCAGCUACCUGCACGAGCCGGCGGUCCUCCACAACCUCAAAGUCAGGUUCCUCGAGUCCAACCACAUCUACACGUACUGUGGCAUUGUCCUCGUGGCCAUCAAUCCCUACGAGCAGCUGCCGAUCUACGAGCAAGAUGUCAUCUACGCCUACAGCGGCCAGAACAUGGGGGACAUGGAUCCCCACAUCUUCGCGGUGGCAGAGGAAGCCUAUAAGCAGAUGGCCAGGGACGAGAAGAACCAGUCCAUCAUCGUGAGCGGGGAGUCGGGUGCUGGAAAGACGGUCUCUGCCAAAUAUGCCAUGCGCUUCUUCGCGACCGUCGGUGGCUCUGCCAGCGAGACCAACAUCGAAGCCAAAGUCCUCGCGUCAAGCCCAAUUAUGGAGGCAAUCGGGAAUGCGAAAACAACGAGGAACGACAACAGCAGUCGCUUUGGGAAGUACAUUCAGAUCGGCUUCGAUAAAAGGUACCACAUCAUCGGUGCCAACAUGAGGACGUACCUGCUGGAAAAAUCCAGAGUCGUGUUCCAGGCGGAGGACGAGCGCAACUACCACAUCUUCUAUCAGCUUUGUGCCUCGGCGAGUCUCCCAGAGUUCAAAGACCUUGGACUCACCUGUGCUGAAGACUUUUUCUACACUUCUCAGGGAGGCAGCACGUCUAUCGACGGCGUGGACGAUGCUGAUGACUUUGAGAAAACCAGGCACGCCUUCACCCUGCUCGGAGUGAAGGAGUCUCACCAGAUGGCCAUUUUUCGGAUAAUCGCUGCCAUCCUGCACCUAGGAAAUUUGGAAAUUGAGUCGGAGCGGGACGGCGAGGCCUGUAGCAUGUCGAGCGAAGACGAGCACUUGAACCACUUCUGCGGCCUGCUGGGCGUGGAGCAGGGCCAGAUGCAGCACUGGCUUUGCCACCGCAAGCUGGUCACCACGGCCGAGACCUACGUGAAGAGCAUGUCGGUGCAGCAGGUGGUCAACGCCAGGAACGCCCUGGCCAAGCACAUCUACGCCCAGCUCUUCGGCUGGAUCGUGCAGCACAUCAACAAGGCCCUGCACACCACCGUCAAGCAGCACUCCUUCAUCGGCGUGCUCGACAUCUACGGGUUUGAAACUUUUGAAGUGAAUAGCUUCGAACAGUUCUGUAUCAACUACGCCAACGAGAAGCUCCAGCAGCAGUUCAACUCGCAUGUGUUCAAGCUGGAGCAAGAGGAGUACAUGAAGGAGGGAAUCCCUUGGACUCUCAUCGACUUCUACGAUAACCAGCCCUGCAUAGACCUCAUAGAGGCAAAGCUUGGGAUCUUGGACCUGCUGGAUGAAGAGUGCAAGGUUCCCAAAGGCACCGACCAGAACUGGGCGCAGAAGCUGUACGACCGGCACGGGGGCAGCCAACACUUCCAGAAGCCCCGCAUGUCCAACAUCUCCUUCAUCGUCCUGCACUUCGCAGAUAAGGUGGAGUACCAGUGCGAGGGAUUUCUGGAAAAAAACAGGGACACGGUGUACGAGGAGCAGAUCAACAUCCUGAAAGCCAGCAAGUACCAGAUGGUAGCAGACUUGUUCCAAGACGAGAAGGACGCUGCCUCCGCCACCUCCGUGGGGAAGGGGACGUCCAAAAUCAACGUCCGUUCGGCCAGGCCAGUGAUCAAAGCUGCCAAUAAGGAGCACAAGAAGACGGUGGGGCACCAGUUCCGCAACUCGCUGCACUUGCUCAUGGAGACCCUGAACGCCACCACCCCGCACUACGUGCGCUGCAUCAAGCCGAACGACGAGAAGCUCCCGUUCAAGUUUGACCCAAAGAGAGCAGUGCAGCAGCUGAGAGCUUGCGGCGUGCUGGAGACCAUCCGCAUCAGCGCCGCUGGCUUCCCCUCCAGGUGGACCUAUCACGACUUUUUCAAUAGGUACCGUGUUCUAAUGAAGAAGAGAGACCUCUCAAAGAAUGACAAGAAGCAGAUCUGUCAGACCCUGCUGGAAGACCUCAUUAAGGAUCCAGACAAGUUCCAGUUUGGCCGUACCAAGAUCUUUUUCCGUGCAGGCCAGGUGGCAUAUCUGGAGAAACUGCGAGCGGAUAAGUUCCGAGCUGCCACCAUCAUGAUUCAGAAGACGGUGAGGGGCUGGCUGCAGAGGAUCAAGUACCAAAGGCUGAGACGGGCUGCAAUAGUGAUCCAGCGCUACGCACGUGGGCACCUGGCGCGGAGGCUUGCGGAGCACCUGAGGAGGACGAGAGCUGCCAUCACUUUGCAGAAGCAAUACCGAAUGCUGCGCAUCCGCCGAGCUUUCCAGAGGGUCCGCAAGGCGACCGUCACCAUCCAGGCUUUUGCUCGGGGCAUGUUUGUCAGGAGGAUUUAUCGCCAGGUCCUCGCAGAGCACAAAGCCACCAUCCUCCAGAAAUACGCCCGCGGCUGGCUGGCCCGCACCCGUUUCCGACGGAUCCGAGGUGCCACCAUCGUCCUGCAGUGUUAUUACCGGCGUAGGAAGGCCAGGCAGCAGCUGAAGGCGCUGAAGAUCGAGGCCCGCUCGGCGCAGCACCUGAAGAAGCUCAACAUUGGCAUGGAGAACAAAGUGGUCCAGCUUCAGAGGAAGAUCGACGAGCAGAACAAGGAAUACAAACUUCUGAACGAGCAGCUCUCUACCCUCACGUCUGCCCACUCCUCUGAGGUGGAGAAGCUGAAGAAGGAGCUGGAGCAGUACCAGCAGAGCCAGCAGGGUGAUGGCAACCAGCUCGUCAGCCUGCGGGAGGAGAUGGAGCACCUCCGGCUGGAGCUGGAAAAAGCCCACGGCGAGAGGAAGGUGGUGGAAGACAGCUACGUGAAGGAGAAAGACCUGCUCAGAAAGCGUAUCUCCGACCUGGAAGAAGAAAACGCCCUCCUGAAGCAGGAGAAAGAGGAGCUUAACAGCAGAAUCCUCUGCCAGUCGGAAGAUGAAUUUGCACGAAGCACAGCUGAGGAAAACAUCCAGAUGAAGAAAGAGCUGGAGGAGGAGAGGUCUCGGUACCAGAACCUGAUAAAAGAGUAUUCGAGGCUGGAGCAGAGAUACGACAACUUGAGGGAUGAAAUGACCAUUAUAAAGCAAGCACCGGGGCACAGGAGGAACCCAUCCAACCAGAGCAGCUUGGAGUCUGACUCUAAUUAUCCAUCGAUCUCCACCUCUGAGAUAGGAGACACCGAGGAUGUGAUUCAGCAGGUGGAGGAGGUUGGGACGGAUAAAGCAGCCAUGGACAUGAGCCUCUUCCUAAAGCUACAGAAGCGAGUGAGGGAGCUCGAGCAGGAGAGGAAGAAGCUGCAAACCCAGCUGGAGAAGAAGGAGCAAGAAAGCAAGAAAGCCCAGGUAAUCGAGACGAAGACCGAAAUGGCUUCGGACCAUGAAGAUUUUGCCUACAACAGUCUGAAGAGGCAAGAGCUGGAGUCAGAGAACAAGAAGCUGAAAAACGAACUUAACGAGCUGAGGAAAGCUAUCGCAGACCGAGCAACCCAGAACAACUCUUCCAACGAUGUUCAGGACAGUUAUAAUCUCUUGCUGAAUCAGCUGAAGUCGGCCAACGAGGAGCUGGAAGUGCGGAAGGAAGAAGUGCUCAUCCUGAGGUCGCAGAUAAUGAAGGCGGCCCAGCAGAAAGAGCCGGGCAAAAAUACGGAGCCCAUCACCAGCCCUGCCAGCUGGCCCAACAGUGACAAGCACAUCGACCAGGAGGACGUGAUCGAGGCCUACCAGGGGAUAUGCGAGACGAACCGGUUGCUGGAAGCACAGCUCCAGGAUCAGAGAAGAGAGCACGAGGAGGAGGUGGAAGCUCUGCAAAACCAGGUGGAGGCGAUGAAAGAAGAGAUGGAGAAACAGCAGCAGGCUUUCCUGCAGACCCUGCAGCUCUCUCCAGAGGCUCAGGUGGAGUUUGGACUCCAGCAGGAAAUUACACGGCUCACCAACGAAAACCUGGAUCUUAAAGAAAUGCUGGAGAAGCUGGAAAAGAAUGAGAAGAAGCUGAAGAAGCAGCUGAAGAUUUACAUGAAGAAGGUCCAAGAUUUUGAAGCAUACCAAGCCAUGGUCCCGGAGGAGAGGAGACAACACGAGCGUAACAGGCAGGUUGCUGUCCAGAGGAAGGAGAAAGAUUUCCAGGGGAUGCUGGAAUAUUACAAGGAAGAUGAGCCGCUCCUCAUCCGAAACCUCAUCACAGACCUCAAGCCCCAAGCAGUGGCUGCUACUGUUCCCUGCCUUCCUGCCUACAUCCUCUACAUGUGCAUCAGGCACGCAGAUUACAUCAACGACGACCAGAAAGUGCACUCCUUGCUCACCUCCACCAUCAAUGGCAUCAAGAAGGUGCUGAAGAAACACAACGAUGACUUUGAGAUGACGUCCUUUUGGUUGGCGAAUACGUGUCGCCUCCUGCACUGUUUGAAGCAGUACAGCGGAGAUGCGGGUUUUAUGACGCAGAACACGCCGAAGCAGAACGAGCACUGCCUGAAAAACUUCGACCUGACCGAGUACCGCCAGGUGCUGAGCCAUCUCUCCACCCAGAUCUACCAGCAGCUCAUCAAGGUGGCGGAGGGCAUCCUGCAACCCAUGAUCGUGUCUGGGGUGCUGGAAUAUGAGAGCAUCCAAGGGCUUUCGGGAGUGAAACCGAUGGGCUACCGCAACCGCUCGUCCAGCAUGGAAGACGGCGACAACUCCUACAGCUUAGAGGCGAUCGUUCGCCAGCUCAACACCUUCCACACCACCGUGUGUGAGCAGGGCCUGGACCCCGAGAUCAUCCAGCAGGUCUUCAAGCAGCUCUUCUACAUGAUCAACGCCGUUGCCUUGAACAACCUCCUGCUGCGGAAGGACGUCUGCUCCUGGAGCACGGGCAUGCAGCUAAGGUUUAACAUCAGCCAGCUGGAGGAGUGGCUGCGUAGCAAGAACCUGCAGCAGAGCGGAGCCCUCCAGACUCUGGAGCCCUUGAUUCAGGCCGCCCAGCUCCUGCAGCUGAAAAAGAAAACGGCGGAGGACGCCGAGGCCAUCUGCUCCCUGUGCACAGCGCUCACGACGCAGCAGAUCGUGAAGAUCCUUAAUCUCUACACUCCUGUGAACGAGUUUGAAGAACGGGUGACAGUAGCUUUCAUACGAGACAUACAGACACAUUUGCAAGAGCGAAACGACCCCCCGCAGCUGCUGCUAGACUUCAAGCACAUGUUCCCCGUUUCAUUCCCCUUCAACCCUUCCUCCAUAACGAUGGACACCAUUCAUAUUCCGGCUUCUCUCGACUUGGAGUUUCUCAAUAAAGUCUGAAGAAAGCCAAACCUAAAGCCUUCGCUCGUACCUAGAGGCCUCCAGCAAAGAAGGAAGAAUCGCAGAAGAAACGCGAGGAGCUCUUUAAAUAUGGACCAAACAGGUUUAUGGAAGAGCCGAUACAGAGUAAUAAACGGAUGCUAAAGUGUACAGUAAAAAAAAAGAGACCGAUCUGUAUGAUUUUUUGGGUAAUUUACAGCUCGGAAUGAGGAUACUUGAAAUGUAGAUUUAUUUUUUACUGCUCGAUUUUAUGUUGGCAUAGUUCGAAGCCCGUAACAACCUCCAAAAGCCACUGAGAAAAAGAACGGUGAGGGGGAGACCACGUAUUUUGCUCUUCAUAGGUGUCUGUGAAGGAAUGACAGUGAAAAACUAAAUCUGAGACACUUAGGCUACCUUCAAGGACGCGUGGUUUGCCUAAUAACUAGCUGGUGUGGAUGUGCUAAUAACGGAGAGAUGCAAUUCUGUCGCUUCUUGCUUGGAGCUGUGUUGCAAAAGUGAUUUCAGAAGGUGUAAAUACGUACCUGUGACGCAGGCUGAGGUCGCACGUGUUUCCACUGCUGUGUGAUUUGUCACAACGAUUGAGAAAUUGUGUUAUUUGAACUCCGUAUUGUGCAUCUCUGACUUACCUGCUUCAGAGGAGUGAAAUAAAUGGGCAGUUUGGCAUCUUUUGCACAGAUAAGACAUGGCGAUGCAGCCCAGUUUGAUAAUUAGGUCCUAAAUCAUGUUCAGUGGAUUAGUCCUAGCCAUAGCAGUCAAUGGAAAAAUUCCGUGUGAUUCAAGCAAUGUUUUAACACACAAAAAAAGAGUAAAAUGUAAAAUAUAUAUAAUUGUAAACCGGUACGUUAGUGAUGUAAGCCAAUUCUUGAAGAGUAAACAAGAAGAUUUUGAUCCUACAGCCUUAAACUGAUCAAAACAGCAAGCAAUCUGAAUUCUAACCAUUAGGAUUUGUUUGUGUAGCUUAGAAAUUAAAACAAGCAAACCCUCUGACCUCCCCAGGUAGGCACUGAGAGGGGACAGCUACUCACAAAAGCAGCAAUUGAAUUUUCUCAGUACGAGAAAGCAUAAAACCACCAGGCUUUCAGGAAAAAAAAAAAAGGUUAAAGUUGGGUUCCUGGGGCUGAGUGAUGCUGUAGAGCAAUCCUGAGUGCAGUCAGGCCACGAAUUAGGACUACACUGGUCUGUGGGGUGAUCCUUCUGCCAUAGCUCAGCGUGCCAAAACGCAGCCGGGAGAUUUGGAAGCAGCGAAAGCCCUGCUCAUCUUCAUGUCGUGAGCAUUUUUGGCCUUUCCACUUCCAUCUAUCUACGUAGAUGUGAACUUCUUUGCUUUUGUGGUUGCCGUUUCUGUAGUCUCAGCGCUUCUGUCCCAAUUUAAGAGCUUUCAAAAAACCUCUCUGCACCUAACUGCGUUUAGUUGGUCUAAAUCACAUCCAAACAGUGAAUUUCUGAUCGGGUAUCCUGUCAGCUGGGAGCAUUAAAAAUAGAAUGUAAAGCCUCUUAAAGAUUCACGACGCCGAAACCUGCCGUGCUGCAGGCACCUUUUGAGAGAAGGUGUGUGUUUUGAUUUAAACACCGUGUAUAUAAUCGAUGUAUAUACAAAUUGUAAUAGAGCUGUAUGUACUAUAUAUGUAUAUUACUAUCAAAAAGCACAUUUUUAAAGGAAAAAAAAAAAAAAGAAAAGUUGAGUGCUGUUAAGAAAUACAUUGGUCUAUGCCUGUGUUGUUUCAGAUGGAUGAUGAUUUAGUAUGCCUGUUACCAGUGAAGGACAGACUUAAGGUCAUUCUCUAGGGAGAAGUUAUCUUUCCUUCUAACCAUCACCCAGCUAAUUACUGAAGAAAAUUGAUUGCUUGGAUAGUUACCAGCACUACCUCCAACCUACAGCCCUUGAGCAUUUGCAUCCACGACGUUUAUUCAGUAGUGCCUUCAUCUCCCCUUCGAUCACGAUGAGGAUGACACCACCAUUUUGCUGUGCCACUUGCUCAUCUACAACACUUUUAUUUAUUGUACCUACCUCUUUCCACAUUUUUCAGAUGAAUGUGUUUUUGUUUUGUUUUGCUUUGUUUUGUUUUCUUUUUUUUCAGUGCUCUGAAUUUAAUUUUUCAUGCUGUUUUAUCCCUUUUUCCAUCCUCAGAAUCACAGUAUAUAUAUAUAAAAAAAAAAAAUCAAAGCAGAAUUUAGUCUUUCCAUCAGUGCUAUUUCUCAGAAUUCACCUUAGGCCAGCAGUUUCCUCUCAGGCUCUUCAGGUCUCUACCUUUCUUUGCUGUAAAUUAUUCAGGGUACGAUUCCCAACAGCCUGAUUAAACCAGUGCUCAUCAUUCAGACUAAAUGACAGGUUGCUGCAGCAUCCUCUCCUGCAAUGAUUUUGCUACCGAUCACAGUCACAAUCGUGGUUAAUGCUCUUCUAGGGGAUAGCGGUCUUUCACUGGCUUUUUCAGGACCAGAAUUUAUAUGUACAACAAAGAUUUUCUUAAAAUAACAGCAAACAACAACGACAACUCUCAGUAUGUACAGAUAGGAACUGGGAUGUGAUGUCCUGGUCUGUAAUAACGUAGCUUACCCAUUAAAAUCCAUCUGGAAGAGGACUCCGCUAAAUAUCUUGAAUAUAUUUUUUAUCUUUUUUCAGUUUGCACUUUUUAAAAUUUAUUUUUAAAUAUUGAUUUUUGUUAAAUCACUGUGUUCGAGCAUGCCUUUCUUUUCCUCAGAUGGGCGCUUCUUUAUUUAAAGGAUACGUUCAACGCAAAGCCCGGCUCUCAGAAAGCUGGCUGCUUUCCAGGUCCGCCUUCAUUUUGAAAUAUUGAUUCUGAAGUCGAGCAUUUUCCCUACUGUGUGCCUUUAGCUGUUACUAAGGUAACUGACUUCUCAACCACUGGUAAACUGUGGGAGGUUUUUGAUAUUAUUAUUAUUAUUAUUAGUCUGCCACAAACAGUUUUCUGUGGAUUUAUAAGUCCACUUCUAAAAUCUCUCUGAGAAGGUCUACAAAAACACUUAAGAAGUUCCUAAGAAAAGACAUAUUGAACCGUAUUGAUUUUUUGCAUGUAUAAUGUACCUCAGAUAAAACACUACUGGCAGUUAGAAAAAAAACAAAAAACAACAAUUUAAAAACAAAAUACAAACUACACACACCACCACCGAACCAACACCUCAAACCCAAGUUCAGGUUUGUGCUGUCUGACCUGUGAGAAGUGUCUAGGCCAAAAUACACAUUUCAUUUCCAGCUGAAACUUGACUUUAUUUUAUUCUUUUUACUUUUUCUUUUACUGGCAGUUCUGUAGCUGAGGCUGCUUAUCUUUCAGCUCGUAAGGCUGUUGUAGUUGACUGUAGAAAAGAACAUUAAACUUAAUGAGAAUUAAGUUAUUGGAAAUAAUUUAUGCAAGUGUAAAUCAAACAUUUUUUGUUCAUACUUUAUCAUACUUUGUUCAUAAUUUAUCUAACGGCACUUCUACGAGUGAAACAACAAAAUGUGGGUGUGCUGCAGAGUUUGAGCAUACACGGUGGCUGCUACCUUUCCUGGUGACUUGAACGUUGAAAUCACAACCUGUCUAAAGCCUUUGCAAUGUCUAACCCCUCAAUUUGUGGCUUACAAAAGAUGCAAGUGUCAGGGAUGCACUUGAAACAGCAGGUCCUUUUCCUCUUUUCAACCAUAAAUGAGCAAGAUUAUGCAAGCUCCUUCUUCCAGACCGUUUAACUGAAAAAUUAACAUUUUACCAUUGCAUCUAAGUAUGAUAAUCUAAUUAAAAGGAAUUGCAUGAACUGCCAUGAAACCUAUUCCUUCAGCUUCAUUGAUUCACAUAUAUUACAGCCAUAAAUUAUUUUUUUCCUGAAAAAAAAAAGUUAUAGCACUGUAGAUGUUCUUAAAAUAAUCCAGAGGACCUAUGCCCCGACAAGCAUACAAUUUAUUUCAAAAGGUAAAUGCCAGUGGACUAAGGCUUUCAAAUUAAGUUGAAAUUAAAAGAAAACAAAUUAUAAAAAAUAUUUCUUAUUAUUAUAGUGCAAUAUCUAUUUUUGGGGGGGUUGGGGUGAAGUCUAAUUACCUUAACAAGCAGAAGGUAUGGCUGCUCUAAAAGAAGUUGAAUGAUACACAGGAGCGAUGAAAUACUACUGCUUAUAAAAUAUUUUUCCAUUUUGAACAAAUCUGUAAACUACACCUUUGUUUAUAGGAAAAAUGCUUGUAAUAGUCACUGUAAUAUUCAGCUGUGGAUAAGAAAAAAAUGUGAAAUAAACACUUUUGAAGAAAUCGUGA
Molecule: messenger RNA, 9858 nt
Organism: Anas platyrhynchos (mallard)
Lineage: Eukaryota; Metazoa; Chordata; Aves; Anseriformes; Anatidae
Gene: MYO5B
Product: myosin VB
Biological process (GO): actin filament organization
Cellular component (GO): myosin complex; membrane; cytoplasm
Molecular function (GO): microfilament motor activity; ATP binding; actin filament binding
Source: RefSeq, a predicted model, not a curated record